ACCACACCAAAAAAAGGAAAAUUGAUGACUGGAUUUGUGGUUGGUCAAUAAUGCUGAAAAGAUCACAAAUUACGUUUGUUUUAGCUUAAAAAUAGUGUGUACAUUGCCGUUUGAAGAUAAAGUGCGUGCCGGUGGGUUUGUUUAAAGUCGUUUUUGUUUAGGUACCCACAGCGGUAGGGCAGGUAGCUUAAAGGCUCGUGGUGCAGCCAUGUCGUCGUCAGCAAUUUUCAUACUGGACGCGAAGGGAAAGGUGUUGAUAUCGCGCAACUACCGCGGCCACAUCGAUAUGGGCGUGAUCGACAAGUUUAUGCCGCUGCUGAUGGAGAAGGAGGAGGAGGGGCUCAUCACACCCAUCCUGCAGACGCCGGAGUGUACAUUCGCGUACGUCAAGACGAACAAUCUGUACCUGGUGUCGGUGACGCGCAGCAACGCCAACAUAGCGCUCGUGUUCGUCUUCCUGCACAAGGUGGUGCAGGUGUUCACCGAGUACUUCAAGGAGCUGGAGGAGGAAAGCAUACGGGACAACUUUGUCGUGAUUUACGAGCUGCUGGACGAGCUGAUCGACUUCGGCUACCCGCAGACGACCGACAGCAAGAUACUGCAGGAGUACAUUACGCAGGAGGGCCACAAGCUGGAGAUACAGCCGCGCAUCCCGAUGGCGGUCACGAACGCGGUCUCGUGGCGCUCGGAGGGCAUCAAGUAUCGCAAGAACGAGGUGUUCCUGGACGUGAUCGAGAGCGUCAACCUGCUGGCGAACGCGAACGGGAACGUGCUGCGGAGCGAGAUCGUGGGCGCGAUCAAGAUGCGCGUCUACCUGUCCGGCAUGCCGGAGCUGCGGCUCGGGCUGAACGAUAAGGUGCUGUUCGAGAGCACCGGGCGGGGCAAGUCGAAAUCGGUCGAGCUGGAGGAUGUAAAGUUUCACCAGUGCGUGCGGCUGUCGCGGUUCGAGAACGAUCGGACGAUCUCGUUCAUACCGCCGGACGGCGAGUUCGAGCUGAUGUCGUACCGGCUGAACACGCACGUGAAGCCGCUGAUCUGGAUCGAGUCGGUGAUCGAGCGCCACGCGCACAGCCGGGUAGAGUACAUGAUCAAGGCGAAGUCGCAGUUCAAGCGCCGGUCGACGGCGAACAACGUGGAGAUCGUCAUACCGGUGCCGGCCGAUGCCGACUCGCCCAAGUUCAAGACGACGAUCGGCAGCGUGAAGUACGCGCCGGAGCAGAAUGCCAUCACGUGGACAAUUAAAUCAUUCCCAGGCGGCAAGGAGUAUCUUAUGCGAGCUCACUUCGGCCUGCCAAGCGUAGAGUGCGAGGACAGUGAGGGAAAGCCUCCGAUUCAGGUGAAGUUUGAAAUUCCCUACUUUACCACAUCCGGCAUACAGGUACGGUACUUAAAGAUCAUCGAAAAGAGCGGAUACCAAGCACUGCCGUGGGUGCGGUACAUCACCCAGAACGGCGACUAUCAGCUGCGAACGAACUAAGCGUCCCGCCUGUACGGUGCCUGUACUGUGACGAGAAGUAAUUGUUAAGUUUCCACCCCCUCCAUAUCCCCAUUACUUCAUCUGCGCCGGGUGUACUAGCCGAGUCCGGUGUGUGGAGUUGGCCGGAUCAAGGAACGGCACUCCAUCGACUGGUUCCAUCCAGCAAGGUAGCAUUGCGGUGUGCAGUAUUAAACGUGCAGUUUUGUUUGCAGCUGUCUGUGAGUCGUAACGUUGUGGGCAGCUCCGGGCAAGCAAACAUUAGAGAAGAUUGUCUCUUCCUACUUUCUAGUGAUUUAUAUAUGCUUUUUGUGUUGUUUGCACUGCUUUCUUCUUCCUCUUCUAUCUUUGUAAAAGCUCCUCUUUCACGCAUGUUGAGUUUUCCAGUACUCUUACAUUCAAAAUUGUUGUUUUUUUUUUCGAAAGAGGUUUUAGCGUUUUAUUUUGUCAAUCAUUUCGUCCUUGUUUAACGCGUUAGCCAACACAAGUGGAUUUUAUGUUUAACGUUAACCAUCCUGUAAAACGAACAUGUAGCACAUAAAGUAAUAAAGUAAAGUAAAGCGAG
Molecule: messenger RNA, 2039 nt
Organism: Anopheles gambiae (African malaria mosquito)
Lineage: Eukaryota; Metazoa; Arthropoda; Insecta; Diptera; Culicidae
Gene: AP-1mu
Product: AP-1 complex subunit mu-1
Exons: 4
Coding region: 209-1477 (422 amino acids)
Biological process (GO): vesicle-mediated transport; intracellular protein transport
Cellular component (GO): clathrin adaptor complex; clathrin-coated vesicle
Molecular function (GO): clathrin-cargo adaptor activity
Source: RefSeq, a predicted model, not a curated record